This is a messenger RNA of Apis laboriosa (Himalayan honeybee), 602 nucleotides long. RefSeq lists its product as uncharacterized. The record is from RefSeq and is a predicted model, not a curated record. The coding region runs from base 131 to 550 and encodes 139 amino acids. Lineage: Eukaryota; Metazoa; Arthropoda; Insecta; Hymenoptera; Apidae. Gene Ontology annotation, biological process: cilium organization. The transcript is spliced from 3 exons.
AAUGACAUUUGCUUUGAUAAUCAAGUAACCUAGAUAUACAAUAUAUGUAAAACAAGAAUAAAACAAGUUACUAGAUCUUUAUACAAAACAAGUUUUGUAAAAUUUAUGAAAUUCUGCAAUUACAUAAAACAUGAAGUCAGAUAUUACUGAUCCAUGGAGCGGAACAGAUGUUCCACAAAUCAGUAAUAAUAAGUGUGAAAACUUUUUCGAAGAUUCUUUUGUAGUUAAUCAGUCACAAUAUAUCAAGCUGGCUGAUUCAGAAGAAUAUUUGGAAAAACUUUAUUCCAGACUUAAAAUUCUUGAAAAAGGUACAUCAAAAAAAGAUCUUAUAACAUCUUUAUAUGUGGCAAAAGAAGAUUCUAUUGCACGUUUAAUAACUUCUGGAUGUAAGCUUGAAACAGAAGAAGACACUGAACUUGUUUCAAAUCCUUUAAUAAGACAUAUAGCACCUCAUUUACAGGCAUUAACUGCUAGUGAAUUAGUUCAUCUUUUAAAAGCAGAUAUUCUUCAAAUUAUUAAUGAAUCUGAACAACAAAAAGAAAUUGACUAAAAAAUAAAUAAAUUAUAAAUUAUCUAUUUAAAGAAUAAAAUAAUAAUUAAAA